This is a messenger RNA of Aspergillus ochraceoroseus IBT 24754, 393 nucleotides long. RefSeq lists its product as uncharacterized. Lineage: Eukaryota; Fungi; Ascomycota; Eurotiomycetes; Eurotiales; Aspergillaceae. The record is from RefSeq and is a predicted model, not a curated record. The transcript has a single exon. The annotation marks the transcript as partial.
AGCUAUUACUAUGCUAAUACCUACUUAAAUGCCUGCUAAUACCUGCUUUAAUACCUUCUUUAAUGCCUGCUUUGAUGCCUGCUUUGAUGCCUGCUUUGAUGCCUGCUUUGAUGCCUGCUUUGAUGCCUGCUAAUACCUACUUUAAUACUUGCUUUAAUACCUGCUUGAAUACCUACUUAAAUGCCUACUUGAAUGCCUACUUACUUUUCCGUGCUAUAGAACCUGGAGAUGUUAGUUAACCUGUUAGCUAUGGACAUUCCUAUAUCUACUUUUAUAAGCUAUUACCAUGCUAAUACUUACUUGAAUGCCUACUUGAAUGCCUACUUAAAUAACUACUUGAAUGACUACUUGAAUGCCUGCUCAUACUUGCUUUAAUGCCUACUUGAAUGCCUA